Messenger RNA from Orussus abietinus, 1650 nucleotides. It is a transcript of the gene RpLP0-like, whose product is annotated as mRNA turnover protein 4 homolog. Lineage: Eukaryota; Metazoa; Arthropoda; Insecta; Hymenoptera; Orussidae. The transcript is spliced from 4 exons. Gene Ontology annotation, cellular component: preribosome, large subunit precursor; nucleolus. Gene Ontology annotation, biological process: rRNA processing; nuclear-transcribed mRNA catabolic process; ribosomal large subunit biogenesis. The record is from RefSeq and is a predicted model, not a curated record. Bases 99 to 821 code for a protein of 240 amino acids. Gene Ontology annotation, molecular function: RNA binding.
GAGUACGUAUUACUUGAGACAAUUCACGUGGUUGCUAGAAGAGCUUUACGAUUAUUUAUAAAUUUACUAUUUAAAACGAUCGAGACUUCUUCAACGCCAUGCCGAAAUCAAAGAGGGACAAGAAAAUUUCUCUCACGAAGACGAGUAAGAAAGGCCUAUUGUUGAAGCAACAGAUCGUUGAAGAUAUUCGAUACUGUGUGGAAAAGUACAGUAGAAUAUUCUUAUUUUCCGUGGAAAAUAUGCGCAACAAUAAAUUGAAAAGUUUGAGAAGCGAAUGGAAAGACAGUAGGUUCUUCUUUGGGAAAAACAAAAUUGUGGCAUUAGCCUUAGGUACGAGUCCCGAGAAAGAAGUUGCAGAUGGUUUACAUAAGUUGUCAAAAGUAUUGAAAGGACAGCGCGGUCUCUUGUUCACGAACAGAUUAAAGAAAGAGGUAUUGAAAUGGAUGGAAGAUUACAGAGAAGAUGAUUAUGCUCGUUCAGGUUUCGUCGUAGAUGAAACUAUUGUGCUUCCUGAAGGACCUUUACCAGACUUUCCCCAUAGCAUAGAACCUCACCUGCGGCAACUUGGUAUGCCAACUGCAUUAAAAAAAGGAGUUGUCACAUUACUUAGAGAGUACGAAGUUUGCAAAGAAGGACAAACCUUAACGCCCGAGCAAGCUAGGAUACUUAAACUCCUUCAAACACCACUAGCAACAUUUAAAUUAAUACCCAUUGGGAUAUAUACAAAAAAAAAUGGUUACAAACACCUUAUAUCGGAUGAAAAUUCACUGGAAAAUAACAUUGAAGAGGGAAUGGAAACAGAAGAUGCAGAAAAAACGUGAACCAUAUCGUUUCUAAUACUGAAUAAAGUUGUAUAUAUUAAAACUAAUUUUUUUUAAUGUAAUAAAAAGUAUACCGAACACGUGCAAUAGAAAUUAAUUCCUUUCAUUAUUUUUUGUACAACAUUCGAACACAUGCUUGACUAAUCGUAUAAUAGAUAAUUUCAUGUAAAACAAAACUACUAGAUGCCCUAUUCCUUCAAAAUAAUAUAUGAAUGUAAUAAGACAAGUGACAGACUAGACAUUCGGUAAUAUAAAACAUUUAAGAAAGGAUUAAAUUUUUAGUUUUUCAAAUAAAUUGUUGCACUUUUGACAAGAAAUUUGCACAGAAUAGAUAACGGUCACCAUGACUUUCCCCAUAGCUUUCGCUAUAUUCUGGAUCUGUGGCAUAAUGUGGGUUAGUGAUACGUUCAAAUUUCUUAGCCUAUAGCGUUUAUAUAAUUUGCUGAUGACAAGUCAUAUGGAAUAUAAUAAGUUGAGAAUAAAUUAUAAAAUUGCUUUCUAUUCAGGGCGCAUAUUAUUGGUUCCAUGAGCGCACGGGAGAUAUAGAUACGGAAAAACUAAAGGCUGAUUUUGAAACUAAAAGAAGCGCAACCUCUAUCGAUUCGAUGGAUAUAGCAGAUCACAAUAACUCUUCCAAAAAGAAAAAACGCCGGAUUGAUUACGACGUACGCAAUUAAACUGUACUUUCCUAACUACAGCAUUAAUUAAGAAUUCUUACACUUAUUCACACCUUUAAAUAUUUCAGAGCAAAACACGAUGGCCCAGCGAAGUCUCUGUAGUUGAAAAUGAGUAGUACGAUAUGACAUCCAACAUCAAUUCCUAUCGUUAU